This is a messenger RNA of Drosophila pseudoobscura, 2302 nucleotides long. RefSeq names its product Dpp target gene (gene Dtg). The coding region runs from base 297 to 2135 and encodes 612 amino acids. The transcript is spliced from 3 exons. The record is from RefSeq and is a predicted model, not a curated record. NCBI's taxonomy places the organism in Eukaryota, Metazoa, Arthropoda, Insecta, Diptera, Drosophilidae.
UCCAGAGCGCACGCGUUCUCAACUUUAGUUCUUUGUGAGUCGCCAACGCGUACGGAGCUGGAAAUCGGAGUCGGAAUACAGGCAGCAGGCAGGCAGCAACAGCUGAAACUCUAAAGAGAACCAACGCAAGCUGCAUUUGUAUCGCAUCGCAUCGCAGUAUCUGUGUGCCCAUCAUCGUGUAUCUGUGCGUGCGCGUGUGUGUUGUGUGCGUGUUAGCCGGCUCUUGGCCAGUUUUGUUGAUUUCGUUUCGGGCCCGUCAAACAAGGAGCGACAACCUAAUCAAUCAGUCAUUCAAUAUGGCAAUUUCUAAGAGCCAUCGCAUCAGGAGAAGCAGCUGCAAAGUUGUUCCAGGCAGAUGCUCCACCGGGAACGGGCUGGCGAACCCUCUGGCUCUGGCUCUGGCAUUGGUCUUCGUGACGCUGGCCGCAGUGUCCAUGCUGGCUCCAUGCUCGGCUCUACCUUCCGAGUCAACCACCUUUCCUGCGGAUAUCGAAGAAAUCGUAAAUCAAAAUGAAACGACCGUUGAGCCCGCCCUCCAGGACGUGGCGAUCGAUCCUGUAGAGACCAGAGCGUCUGAAGUUGUGGAUGACCUGGUGGACACCAGCUUUGUUGCUUUGGCCGGCGAGGACCUGGAGCAGGACAUACGAAAUGCGGUGAAGAGUGAAAUGGAGUUGGAAAUGGAGGCCGAUGCCUCGAGUCCGGUGGUGCAACUGAAGGAGGAGCUCGCACAGGACCAGGAAAAUAAAACCGAUCAUCAGGAGACUGAAGUUCAAAGUGCUCGCGAGCCCAAGACACUUGAAGCUGAGGAAGAGGGUUCCAAAGAAGUCCCAUUGAACCCACAAGCGAACAACGAUCAAACCAAGGAAUUACAACAAACAAAUACAAAUGCGGAUACCACUACGGCUACUGAGCAUACACCCGUGUCCAGCGAGCAGGAGGAGGGCCGUAGCAGACCGUUGCCCAGUGUAACCAGUGACCUGGUCUCCGUCAUCUUCAACGAGAACCGGGCUAUCACCGAACAACCCAUCACUAAAACGAACCUGUUGGCCUUGGAGCAGGAGCACGAGGUCUUUGAGGAUAGAGAGACAACGCCGUUGCCAAUCUAUGAAGGACCCAAGCACCAGGUGACCAAGAAACAAGGCGUGGAAGAUCUGCUGCCCGUUGAGGUGGCUCCGGAGGUUCCUUCGCAAGAGACUAAAACUGUUCUCGAAGGGCGCACACUUGAGGAGCAAACAGACAGUCUGAAUGAAAUCGAUUCUGAGGAGAUUGAACCGAAAGCGAUCAGCACAAUCAGCGUGGAACCUACCCAUACAGAAGUUGAAACUAAAGCUGAUAUCGAGGCUAAGGCUGAGAUCGCGGCAAAGGCAGAGAUUGAGGCACAGGUAGAAGAGGCUGGCACGCCAGAGGAAACAGUCGUGGAGCCAGCAGAGCCGCAGGACCCCGUUAAUGAGGCCGCUGGAGCAGAGAUCGUACCGGAGACUACGGAGGAGACUGCAACUGAAGUCUUAAGCCCCAAUGAAGAGCACUCAGAGGAGGAGGAGGAGGUUGCUGUAGCGCGAACUGAGCAGAUUGAGACUGUCCAUGAACCAACCGAAACACCGAAAGUCGUAGAUUCAGAUGUUCCCAAAGGCACCCACAAUGUUGAAGAUGAGUCCAUCGAAGAGAAAGAAGCAGAAAGCGAUGAAACUGAUGCUAAAACCGAACAGUCCAAGGACGAUGACGAUUCCUCGGAGAAGGAAGAAAAACCAUCCGCUGGAGAUGAGCCAAAAUGUCCAUCGGACGACAGCACCGCCACGCCGCUGGUGUCCUAUCCACCCCACGACGCCGGACAGACCUUCGACAGCAACUCGGCCGACGAACAUUCAGCACCUCUCUCGCGGCCCUCCUCCUACCGUUCCACCAUGAUCAUUGCCCUGUGCUCUGGAACUGCGGUGAUCUUCAUUAUCACCUCGCUGGUCAUUUUCGUGGUAUCGUUCCAACGCCAGCAUGGGACACUGGACAUCGAGAUGCAGGAGCAACGCCUUGGCAAGGACUCUCUGGACGAGGAGGAUGCUCAGAUGAAGCUGCUGGAUGUGGAUCUCUCAACGCCCGUCAUUGUGUCGAUGGGCAGUGAGGAGACAGAAGAAUGCCUAUAGACUAAAGGCUAUAGACGGCGCUGACUCCCAAGGGUGCCAUGUAAAUAUUUCUAAACACUGAGAUUGCUUUCAUUAUUUAAGGGAAGCAGAAAAGAAGACUUGAGCUAGCUCCUCCGCUCCGACUGGUUGUUACAGUUUGGUUGACACAAAUCGAAAGAAAAGCGAAA